Molecule: messenger RNA, 1504 nt
Organism: Jatropha curcas
Lineage: Eukaryota; Viridiplantae; Streptophyta; Magnoliopsida; Malpighiales; Euphorbiaceae
Product: Cytochrome C1 family
Biological process (GO): mitochondrial electron transport, ubiquinol to cytochrome c
Cellular component (GO): respiratory chain complex III
Molecular function (GO): electron transfer activity; heme binding
Source: RefSeq, a predicted model, not a curated record
CACAAAAUUUACAGGUGAAAGUUGAUAGUAAGGAGAAUUUCUCUCGUUAUACCAGUCGUCGAGUUUGUAGUUGUGUUGUGUUAUACAUUUUGGAUCUCUGAGAGCUGCGGCUGCUCCUUUUGACCGCUUCCUGCUCCAAUCUCUUCCCUGAAGUCAACAGAAAUAUUUACCAAAAUGGCUGGAGGAGGAAUGAUCCACCAGCUUUUGAGGAGAAAACUUCAGUCACACACUGCUGCUUCUCCAUUUUUAUCCAUCUUUACUUCAAAGAAAGUUCAUGAAGAUGCUGGAUCUGCGGGUAUGAAGUCCUUGAGAACUUUUGCACUCCUUGGAGCUGGUCUUUCAGGGAUUCUGAGUUUUGCAACGGUAGCAUCUGCCGACGAGGCUGAACAUGGAUUAGAGUGUCCAAACUAUCCUUGGCCUCACAAAGGCAUCCUUAGUUCAUAUGACCAUGCUUCGAUUCGUCGUGGCCACCAAGUUUACACACAAGUGUGUGCAUCUUGCCACUCUAUGUCUUUGAUAUCAUAUCGUGAUUUAGUGGGUGUUGCAUACACAGAAGAUGAGGUGAAAGCUAUGGCAGCUGAGAUUGAGGUGGUUGAUGGGCCUAAUGAUGAGGGCGAGAUGUUUACCCGUCCUGGUAAACUCAGUGAUCGGUUUCCUCAGCCAUAUGCAAAUGAACAAGCAGCUAGAUUUGCUAAUGGAGGGGCCUAUCCUCCUGAUCUAAGUCUUAUUACGAAAGCUCGUCACAAUGGUCAGAACUAUGUUUUCGCUCUCUUAACAGGAUACCGUGACCCUCCUGCUGGUGUUUCUAUCAGGGAGGGAUUGCAUUACAAUCCUUACUUUCCUGGAGGAGCUAUUGCCAUGCCUAAAAUGUUGAAUGACGGUGCUGUUGAGUAUGAAGAUGGUACGCCUGCAACAGAAGCACAGAUGGGAAAAGAUGUUGUAUCAUUUUUAUCAUGGGCUGCAGAACCAGAAAUGGAAGAAAGGAAAUUGAUGGGUUUUAAGUGGAUAUUUGUACUCUCACUGGCAUUACUUCAGGCAGCGUAUUACCGGCGCUUGAAGUGGUCAGUUCUCAAGUCACGCAGGCUUGUUCUCGAUGUUGUCAACUAGCUUCCAACCAGUUUAUCUCACUGUAAUGCUUAUGGGAGGACUUGGAUUGGCAAUGGCAAUAAUUAUUUUGUCGGAAAGCCAUGGCAAAUUGGUGGACAUAUUGUAAUGGAGUUGACCUGAAGAGUCCUGUUUCUUUGUUAAAUUGAGGAAGAAAAUAAGCUACUCCUUACACAACAAAUUAUGUUUUUGUCCCUUGCAUGAAUUUUUGUUAGAUUUUUUUCUUUUUUUUCUCUGAAGUGAUAUAUUCUUCUGGUUUGAUUACUCUUCUCAGUACUACAAUCCAGAUUCUGCUUCAUUAAUGCGAACAACAUAUAAAAUUUGAGAGGGUAUUUUCACCUUCGAUGGAUGGUAUAACCUGCCGUUGAAAUAAGUUAUUUUGUGACAUUAUUUAUAUCAA